UCGUAGCAUUCUCGGCAAAACCAUCGACGUGUUUGUGUUGUGUUCCUCCGUUAUUUUUGCCAAUUUGAUUGGAAAGGGGUAAAAGUAAAGGCGGACAAACUUUGCCAAGAUGAACUUGUGCAAUUCGAGAUUCUCCGUUACGUUUGUGCGGCAGUGCUCGACGAUUUUAACGUCUCGUGCCAGCAUCAUUCGAGAAAACAAAUGCUCGUCGUUAAACGGGCUCAGUUUUUGGAUUACUAGUAGUUCCACCAGUGCACAACAUACGUUCCAGAGAACAAUGAGCUCGGCGGGACAGCGAGGAUCGCGCGACAGCUAUGGAAGCCCUGGGGCGGGAGCUGGGCAAUCUGGAACGGCGGCAAGUGGUACCCCCUUCCAGCAUCCCCAUUGCGACCGGGCGGCCAUGUACGACCAGCCGGUGCGAAAGAUGAGGACCAAAGGAGGAUCCUACGACUACGACCUAAUUGUGAUUGGUGGUGGAUCAGCUGGUCUGGCCUGCGCCAAGGAGGCAGUCCUCAAUGGAGCUCGUGUAGCCUGUUUGGAUUACGUUAAGCCCACGCCCACUCUUGGUACCAAAUGGGGCGUUGGCGGCACCUGCGUAAACGUUGGAUGCAUUCCCAAGAAGCUGAUGCACCAGGCUUCUCUUUUGGGUGAAGCUGUUCAUGAGGCCGCCGCCUACGGCUGGAACGUGGAUGAUAAGAUCAAGCCAGACUGGAACAAACUAGUGCAGUCUGUACAGAACCACAUUAAGUCCGUUAACUGGGUGACCCGUGUGGAUCUGCGCGACAAGAAAGUGGAGUACAUCAAUGGACUAGGUUCCUUUGUGGACUCUCAUACCUUGGUGGCCAAGCUAAAGAGCGGCGAACGCACAAUCACCGCUCAGACCUUUGUUAUUGCCGUGGGCGGCCGACCCCGGUAUCCGGAUAUUCCCGGAGCCGUGGAGUAUGGCAUCACCAGCGAUGAUCUGUUCAGUUUGGAUCGCGAACCCGGCAAGACUUUGGUUGUUGGAGCUGGAUACAUUGGCCUGGAGUGUGCUGGAUUCCUGAAGGGUCUUGGCUACGAGCCCACCGUGAUGGUGCGUUCCAUUGUGCUGCGUGGCUUCGACCAGCAAAUGGCAGAGCUUGUAGCCUCGUCGAUGGAGGAGCGCGGCAUUCCAUUCCUGCGCAAGUCGGUGCCGCUGUCCGUGGAGAAGCAGGAUGAUGGCAAGCUGCUCGUUAAGUACAAGAACACAGAGACCGGCGAGGAGGCCGAGGAUCUCUUCGACACCGUGCUGUGGGCCAUCGGUCGCAAGGGUCUUGUAGACGAUCUGAACCUGCCCAAUGCCGGCGUCAGUGUUCAGAAGGACAAGAUUCCAGUGGAUUCACAAGAGGCAACCAAUGUGGCGAACAUCUAUGCUGUUGGUGACAUCAUCUAUGGUAAACCAGAACUGACGCCCGUAGCCGUUUUGGCUGGUCGACUGCUGGCUCGCCGCCUGUAUGGAGGCGCUACCCAGCGCAUGGACUACAACGAUGUGGCCACCACCGUGUUUACACCCCUGGAAUACGCCUGUGUGGGUCUGAGCGAGGAGGAUGCUGUGAAGCAGUACGGAGCCGAUGAGGUGGAGGUCUUCCACGGCUACUACAAGCCCACGGAGUUCUUCAUCCCCCAAAAGAGCGUGCGUUACUGUUAUUUGAAGGCGGUGGCCGAGCGUCAUGGCGAUCAGCGAGUCUAUGGACUGCACUACAUCGGGCCCGUGGCCGGUGAGGUAAUCCAAGGCUUCGCUGCCGCCCUGAAGUCCGGCCUGACCAUCAACACACUGAUCAACACCGUGGGCAUUCAUCCUACAACCGCCGAAGAGUUCACCCGUCUGAGCAUCACCAAGCGCUCGGGAUUGGAUCCCACACCGGCCAGCUGCUGCAGCUAAAGCGGGAUUACAGCUAAUGUCGCCUGGGACGCCGUCGAAAAACGAUCCUACAACCUGAAUCCCCCCGCGGCCCAGCGAUUGAAGAGUUCAAUAGUUCCGUUUCAGUUUCUACAAUUAACACCCAUACAAUAGCUCUGCAGAAGGUAGGGGCAAUGGGCAGCAACAACGGGUAGAACACCAGUGAAACUUCCCGCGCAACCAGCCCAUCCCACGACUGCUGCGCAUGCCGCUGACAUGCACUCAAAAUUUUGAAUUUGUUUGAACCUAUGAAAUCCCCUAAAUGUAUGGCUGAAAAAUAUAAUUUUUCACCCACAAUAACUGAGUUUUAUAUUAAAUGAUUCCUUUUUAGUAGAA
Molecule: messenger RNA, 2254 nt
Organism: Drosophila eugracilis
Lineage: Eukaryota; Metazoa; Arthropoda; Insecta; Diptera; Drosophilidae
Gene: Trxr1
Product: thioredoxin reductase 1, mitochondrial
Exons: 4
Coding region: 110-1900 (596 amino acids)
Biological process (GO): glutathione metabolic process; cellular response to oxidative stress; cell redox homeostasis
Cellular component (GO): cytosol; mitochondrion
Molecular function (GO): glutathione-disulfide reductase (NADPH) activity; flavin adenine dinucleotide binding; thioredoxin-disulfide reductase (NADPH) activity
Source: RefSeq, a predicted model, not a curated record